Coniosporium apollinis CBS 100218 is the source of this 1626-nucleotide messenger RNA. RefSeq lists its product as uncharacterized. Gene Ontology annotation, biological process: GDP-fucose import into Golgi lumen; protein O-linked glycosylation via fucose. Gene Ontology annotation, cellular component: Golgi apparatus. The transcript has 3 exons. Gene Ontology annotation, molecular function: antiporter activity. The record is from RefSeq and is a predicted model, not a curated record. Lineage: Eukaryota; Fungi; Ascomycota; Dothideomycetes. Bases 1 to 1626 code for a protein of 541 amino acids.
AUGCUGUCCAAUCGCCCAAGACCCUUCACCUCUCCCGGCACGAGCAAAUUCUUCAAGCCGGCCUUCCAGUAUCUCUCGAACAUCGCAAAUACGCCGAAGCCAUACCGGACCCACAGCCGCAGCAGCUCAAUCGAUGAGGGCGACCUUGAGAGCUUCCGGGAUCAUGAUACUCCCCACGACCUUGCUGUUUCGUCGGGUAUGAACCAGCACUCGAAUAGAAGCUCCGGCGAGCUUCACCCGACCUCUGUACCGCUCAUUGAUUUCUCACGCUCGCCGUCACCUUAUGCGCGGAAUAGAAGUGCGGUGCACUCGGAAGAUGAGGAGGAUGAACUCGAGCCUGUGGCCCCUUUACAGCCCUUGAUAGAUCGGACUGUUGGGAACAGUAGACAAGGAUGGCAAGACUCAGCGAAUGAGGGGAGCCUGGGCGGCUGGCUCUUUGGAAGUCCGCUAGGCUGGCAAGUCUAUGUUGGUCUGCUUGUCUUUCUGGUUGGAGGUUGUGGAUUCGUUUUGCUAUUGAUGAAUAGGUUCAUCCUAUGGACACCACGACUGACUGUGUACAGAUUUCCAUACCCCCUGACAGCAACUUACCUCCAACUCCUCCUUACACACUUCCUUCUCGUAGGCUUUGCGAGCUUAACGCAAGGUCUUUCAAACCCACUUCAUAGGCUAGGCCUGGGUGUAGCGGUCUCGCCAUCACAUCCAGUAUCCACUAAAACCCCUGGUUACCGCGCGGAAGGAAAGUCUAGGUUUCCUUUCAGGCGAUGGGUUGGCAGUGGUUCCGGUGGCAUUGCGGGUGGCGGAACCUUUGAGUUCGACCGCAAGGUAGCCAGACAGGUGCUACCUCUUGCCAUCACCUACGUCGGCAAGGUAGUAUUGAGCAACAUAUCAUUUGCUUACGCAACGCUCGAGCCUUACACCCUAACCCACCUCAUCCCCUCCAUCCCCCUAACCCUCGCCCUCACCGCCUACCUAACCUCCACAUCCCACUCAAUCCCCAUCCUCUCCUCCACGCUGGCCGCAACCCUCAACCUCGCCCUCGCGUCCAUCCGCCCCGCACGCCUAACCUGGGAAUCCAUCCUCGCCGGCCUGCUCUCCUCCAUCUUCACAGCCCUCUACCCGAUCCAGCUGCUCCAGACCUAUCGGGCCCUGACCUCCGACCUCUCCGCGAGCACCGACACCGCCCUCACACCGACGCUCCACGCCGACGCCACCGCCGCGCCCCUUGCCGAAACCCGCGCGUUCUGGAGGACGCUGCACUACACGUCCCUCGUGUCGCUUCUUCUGCUGACCCCGCUCUGGCUCCUCGCAGGCGAGGCAGCGACGAUCUACCACAACUGCUACUUCCUCGACGUGCCGUUUUUCUGGCUGCUGGUGUGCUGCGGCGCGGUCGCGAGCGCGGCGCUCUUUGCGUCGACGCUGUUGUUGGUUGGCGCGACGAGUCCGCUCACGGCUGCGUUCGUGGGCGUGCCGCGGGCGGCGCUGCAGUUGGUUUGCUUGGGCAGCGGGAGGACGCCGGUUAGGGGCUGGGUUGGGGUGGCGCUGUGCUGGGUGGCCGGUGGGUGGUUUUUGUGGGCGAGGCGGGGUGAGGGCCGCGGGGCGGCGAGGUGUAGGGCGCGGGAGCGGUAG